This is a messenger RNA of Hippopotamus amphibius kiboko, 3176 nucleotides long. RefSeq names its product TATA-box binding protein associated factor 6 (gene TAF6). Gene Ontology annotation, biological process: transcription initiation at RNA polymerase II promoter; RNA polymerase II preinitiation complex assembly. Gene Ontology annotation, molecular function: protein heterodimerization activity; RNA polymerase II general transcription initiation factor activity; transcription coactivator activity. Gene Ontology annotation, cellular component: SAGA complex; transcription factor TFIID complex; SLIK (SAGA-like) complex. The transcript is spliced from 15 exons. NCBI's taxonomy places the organism in Eukaryota, Metazoa, Chordata, Mammalia, Artiodactyla, Hippopotamidae. The coding region runs from base 884 to 2986 and encodes 700 amino acids. The record is from RefSeq and is a predicted model, not a curated record.
AAGACUUAUAAAAGCGGGGGAGGAGACCUGGGAUGGUUUGAGAAGAACUGACUUGUUUUUCACCCCCAUCUUCCUGCCCCUCCAUCAGGCCCACACCCGUCCCCCCACCUACACCUCGCAGGCAGCUCUAAACACUUUUGCCAUUAAUCUUCCUAAUGCCAGCUUCAAGCGAGCCGCUUUCCUUUUGGCCACAAAGUAGAUUCCAAGCUUGGGCCGAUAUCUUGUUCAUCUGAUAGUAGUGGUUUAGUGAGCACCUAAUGUCUAAGCCUUACAACGCAUUCACUUAUUCAAGAGAUAUUUAUCAAGUAUCUAGUGUGUCUCAGGCACCAGUCUGGGGUCUCAAAAUACAUCAGUGAACAUAACAAAGGUCUCUGUGCACAUAGCUUGGGAAGGGGAGAUGUGGUGGUAAUAAUAAGAAGUAACACAAUAUGUAUUAGCAGAUGUUAAAUUCCAUGGGAAUUUUUAAAAAAAACAGAGUGGGGGUGGGGUGCAGUAUUAAACAGGGUGACGGAAAUAGGCAACCAAGGAACAUCUGAGGAAGAGCAUUCCAGGCGAAGGCCGUAAAGCAAAAGCAUGCCUGGCAGGUUUGAAUUGUGAGGAGGACAGUGGGGCUGAAUCAACAUGGAAGAAGAGGGAAAGGAGGUCAGAGAUGUGAUGGGGAGAGAGCAAAUCACAAAGGACCUUGUAGGCUGUAGUAAGGAUUUCAUAUUUACUCUGUGGCACAUUGGGAGCCAGUCCAGGGUUUUUGAGCAGAGAAAUGACCCAAUCUGAUUUCUAUUUUGACAGAAUCACUCUGGCUGCUGGGUUGGGAAUAGAUGCGGGGAGCAAGGAUGGAAGCAGGAAGACCUUGUUCAGGAGGCUGUUGAGGUUCCCCACGGGGUAGAUGAUGGGUCUCCAUCUCUCCGCCCUGGGGCAUCUUCCUUCUGGGGAGGGGAGGAGGGGUUCCAGAAUGGCUGAGGAGAAGAAGCUGAAGCUGAGCAACACCGUGCUGCCCUCGGAGUCCAUGAAGGUGGUGGCCGAGUCCAUGGGCAUCGCUCAGAUUCAGGAGGAGACCUGCCAGCUGCUGACAGAUGAGGUCAGCUACCGCAUCAAGGAGAUUGCACAGGAUGCCUUGAAGUUCAUGCACAUGGGGAAGCGGCAGAAGCUCACCACCAGUGACAUUGACUAUGCACUGAAGCUGAAGAACGUCGAGCCACUGUAUGGCUUCCAUGCUCAGGAGUUCAUUCCCUUCCGUUUCGCCUCUGGUGGUGGCCGGGAGCUUUACUUCUAUGAAGAGAAGGAGGUUGAUCUGAGUGACAUCAUCAAUACACCUCUGCCCCGGGUGCCCCUGGACGUCUGCCUCAAAGCUCACUGGUUGAGCAUUGAAGGCUGCCAGCCAGCUAUUCCAGAGAAUCCACCCCCAGCUCCCAAAGAGCAGCAGAAGGCUGAGGCCACAGAGCCCCUGAAGUCAGCCAAGCCAGGUCAGGAGGAAGAUGGCCCCUUGAAAGGCAAAGGUCAAGGGGCCACUCCAGCUGAUGGCAAAGGGAAAGAGAAGAAGGCGCCACCCCUGCUGGAGGGGGCCCCUCUGCGCCUGAAGCCCCGAAGCAUCCACGAGCUGUCUGUGGAGCAGCAGCUGUACUACAAGGAGAUCACAGAAGCCUGUGUGGGCUCAUGUGAGGCCAAGAGAGCGGAGGCUCUGCAGAGCAUCGCCACAGACCCAGGGCUCUACCAGAUGCUGCCGCGCUUCAGCACCUUCAUCUCAGAGGGGGUGCGCGUGAACGUGGUGCAGAACAACCUGGCCCUGCUCAUCUACCUGAUGCGCAUGGUGAAGGCGCUGAUGGACAACCCUACUCUGUAUCUAGAGAAAUAUGUGCACGAGUUGAUCCCAGCUGUGAUGACCUGCAUCGUGAGCAGACAGCUGUGCCUGCGGCCAGAUGUGGACAAUCACUGGGCGCUCCGGGACUUUGCCGCCCGCCUGGUGGCCCAGAUCUGCAAGCAUUUCAGCACAACCACUAACAACAUCCAGUCCCGAAUCACCAAGACCUUCACCAAGAGCUGGGUGGAUGAGAAGACCCCGUGGACAACACGCUACGGCUCUAUCGCAGGCCUGGCAGAGCUGGGACACGACGUGAUUAAAACACUGAUUCUGCCGCGGCUGCAGCAGGAGGGGGAGCGGAUCCGCGGGGUCCUGGAUGGCCCUGUGCUGAGCAACAUCGACCGCAUCGGUGCUGACCACGUGCAGAGCCUCCUCCUGAAACACUGUGCCCCUGUUCUGGCAAAGCUGCGCCCACCACCUGACAAUCAGGAUGCCUAUCGGGCAGAAUUUGGGUCCCUCGGGCCCCUCCUCUGCUCCCAUGUGGUCAAGGCCCGGGCCCAGGCUGCUCUGCAGGCUCAGCAGGUCAACAGGACCACUCUGACCAUCACUCAGCCCCGGCCCACGCUGACCCUCUCACAGGCCCCCCAGCCUGGCCCUCGGACCCCUGGGUUGCUGAAGGUCCCCGGCUCCAUCACACUGCCCGUCCAGACACUGGUGUCUGCACGAGCUGCUGCCCCGCCUCAGCCUUCCCCUCCCCCAACCAAGUUCAUUGUCAUGUCAUCGUCUUCCAGUGCCUCAUCCACCCAACAGGUCCUGUCCCUCAGCACCUCGGCCCCUGGCUCAGGCUCCACCACUACCUCUCCUGUCACCACCACCGUCCCCAGCGUGCAGCCCAUCGUCAAGCUGGUCUCCACUGCCACAACCGCGCCCCCUAGCACUGCCCCUUCCGGUCCUGGCAGUGUCCAGAAGUACAUAGUGGUCUCUCUUCCCCCCGCGGGGGAGGGCAAAGGAGGACCCACCUCCCAUCCUUCUCCAGCCCCUGCCCCACCCUCAGCCCCCUCCCCACUUGGGGGCAGUGCCCUCUGCGGGGGAAAACCAGAAGCUGGGGAGAGUCCCCCUCCUGCACCAGGGACUCCAAAGGCUAAUGGCUCACAGCCCCCGGGAUCUGGCUCCCCUCCACCUGCGCCUUGAUGCUGUCACAUGUCUGCCGACCUUCUCUUCCCUGUAUAUCUGCCCCCUUCUCUCUCUCUCUCUUACACACACACACACACACACACACACACACACGCUGGGUGGAAGAAAGUAAUAGUCAGCUUCCCCCACGUCACCUUCUCUUUAGAUAUUGUACAGCCAGUUCCUCAGAAUAAAAGUUUGAUUUUUA